This is a messenger RNA of Portunus trituberculatus (swimming crab), 950 nucleotides long. It is a transcript of the gene mRpL27, whose product is annotated as 39S ribosomal protein L27, mitochondrial-like. The record is from RefSeq and is a predicted model, not a curated record. Gene Ontology annotation, cellular component: ribosome; mitochondrial large ribosomal subunit. Gene Ontology annotation, molecular function: structural constituent of ribosome. Lineage: Eukaryota; Metazoa; Arthropoda; Malacostraca; Decapoda; Portunidae. Gene Ontology annotation, biological process: translation.
UCCUUUCGUUUUGUACAGUUAGCGAAGUAAAGGUAAACAAUGGCCAUGUCGCUUCUGAGGCAGGUCGUGUCCUCCAAUGUGACAGCUGCUACGAGGGAAAUAUCUCCAUUACUCAAUAAUUAUGGUGUUUGGCUUGCCAGCACAAGAAAUGCCAGCAAAAAGUCAGGAGGUAGCAGUCGAAAUACCAAGGGUAGAGCAAAGGGCAAAUCCAGAGGUGUCAAGAGAGAAGAUGGAGAUUGGGUAACUCAGGGAACCAUUCUUGUCCAGCUAGGUCUUGACUUCCUUCCUGGACUAAAUGUUGGCAUUGGGAUAAACAGAACACUCUAUGCGAGAUAUCAUGGCCGAGUGAUGAUCACAACAGAAAAAGUUGAUCCUAAUUGGGAUCACAAAAUUAUCAAGCGUUUCAAAGGUCUCGUCCAACAAGAUGAAGGUGCACCCAUAUAUAAAACAUAUCUCCACGUCUUAACAGAGCCACAAAAAAACAAUUUCAAACUUGUUGAUCAAAUUUAAACAUUGUCAUAUUUUACAAACUUUGUCAUAUUUUACAAAUUUUCUAAUUGCUGUUUGGAACUCCAGUAGUAGUGAUCAAAAUAUGGUGACCCUUUCAAGAAGUUAACAAUUGAACAGAGCCAUUAGCAUGAAUAGUGAAAGUAACCAGCUAUUUCCUGCCUCAGCUUGCAAAAAACUUCUCACUUAUCAUAUUGAACAAUCAACACAAGGGAAUGAGAAGAGAGGGGCAGAAACUUUACCUAGGAAGUUAUAUUGCAUUACAACACUGUAUGUUGCACUUCAUUAGCAGUGUGUGUGUGUGUGUGUGUGUGUGUGUGUGUGUGUGUGUGUGUGUGUGUGUGUGUGUACAUAAAUAUAGAUAUUCCCUUUGUAUCAGGUAGUGUACAAUUAUCAUAAUCAGAAUAUAUUAUGAUGGAAAUAAAAGAUUGCGAUUUACAUAU